AUGGCGUCUAUAAGCAAGAGACGACUAAAGCCAUUGCUUUUGAGAGAUUAUCUUCUCGAUGAUCUCAGUUCUUGCUCAUCCAACGGCUUCAAAUCAUUCCCUCGCCGUCAAAAUUCCUCCACCGUUCAUCUUCUUCUAAAGGCCGAGAUCAAACGGUCAGUAACGUUCAACUACAAUCGCCGUCUAACUUGCGGCUUGGCGAUUACUCACGCCGUUCAGAAAGCUUCGACGGCGUUACUUAACGCCGUUAAACUCUUGCCGUUCCCUUCCUCCGUUAAACCUUUCUAUGGAAAAACAGAGAAUAAGAAACGGCUUUUCGCGAGAAGCUUCUGGAAGAAACUUUUACGCCGUGAAGGGAACGGAGAGACCAGACGGAAAGUUGAAGAUUGUGAAGAAGAAAAAGAAGAGAUCCAACGGUGGAGAUCAUUCGGGGAUCUUCUCCAAGAGAGUCAAGAAGAUUCUUACAUUUCACCGACGGAUUCAUUUUCCGGUGAGACGAUGUUUUCAAACGCCGCCGGUGAGUCGUCGAGUUUCAGUAGCGAGUUGUUCACGAACUCGGAGGUGACUCAGUCAUCAAGAAACAGAGUAGUUAUGAUGAGUGGGGAUUGUGUAGGGUCACAUGUCAGUGACGGAUCAUCUGUCAACGACAACAAAGAGGAAUGUGUGAACGACGAGAAAGAACAACUCAGUCCAAUAUCGGUCUUGGAAUGCCCAUUCGAAGUUGAUUCAAUCACUCCUCAUUCGUUUCAAAAAGAAACAGAUGAGAAGAAGGUCAUGACAAAACGCUUAAGAUUUAAGAGUUCGAUACAACUUGAGCCUGUGGAUGUAGAGAAACGCACUGAGCAAUAUGUGGAAAGACAAGAUUACAACUCUUACAUGAUAGAAACCGAAGAAAAUCAAUAUGAAAACCGAGCAUACCGUUUGUUUGCUCUAGUGAAGUCUAGAUUAAUCGAAGAACCAAACCAUUUAUUGGAAUCUCACAAAGUAGACAAUGUCGUGAUAGAUUUUUUCAAAGAAGACGGGAAUAAUGAGACAAUAGACGAGGAUAAGUUGGUGAAGAUAGUUGAAGAAUGGGUGAUGAGGAGACAAGAAGAAGAUUGUAUGUUUAUGAGUUGGGAAGUGAGAGAGAAGAGAGAGAUGUAUGUGAAGGAAAUGAAAUGGGGUUAUAUCAAUGAAGAUGAGAAAGAGUAUGUGAUUGAAGAGUUAGGAAAUUGUUUCGUUACUUCUUUGAUUGAUGAACUUAUUCUUGAUUUAUUGUUUUGA
Arabis nemorensis is the source of this 1263-nucleotide messenger RNA. The record is from the annotation of a GenBank genome assembly. Lineage: Eukaryota; Viridiplantae; Streptophyta; Magnoliopsida; Brassicales; Brassicaceae.